Pygocentrus nattereri (red-bellied piranha) is the source of this 1858-nucleotide messenger RNA. RefSeq names its product lysyl oxidase-like 5a (gene loxl5a). Gene Ontology annotation, biological process: peptidyl-lysine oxidation. The transcript has 6 exons. Lineage: Eukaryota; Metazoa; Chordata; Actinopteri; Characiformes; Serrasalmidae. The record is from RefSeq and is a predicted model, not a curated record. The coding region runs from base 127 to 1527 and encodes 466 amino acids. Gene Ontology annotation, molecular function: copper ion binding; protein-lysine 6-oxidase activity.
UGACAGCGAGAGUGAGUGAGAGAGAGAGAGCGAGAGAGAAGAGUGUAAACACACAUUUAGUCCGCACCUCCUUCUAAAACUCAGAGACUGGGUGGAUGUGAGCGGUGGAGCAGCAGCUCUUUCACAAUGCAAGCCUUAAUCUUCCUGUCCAGAUGUGCGUUCAUGUUAUCUGUGGUGUGUCUUCUGGUCAGCUUCAGCACGGGACAGCGCCGUACAAGGGGGCGCACCUCAUCGCCACGGAGACGUGAGGUUCACUGGGAAAACAACGGCCACCUCUUCAGCUUGACCAGCACAUGGUCCGAUUUCUACGUGCCUUCAGCUGCGAGGAGGAGCACACCGCUGUUUUUCUCCAGGCACACCUUCCCGAGGACCCAAAGAGGGGCCACCGGGGGUUACAGGGGACGCGCACGAUCUGCAGGAGGCACUGCUCUUCACACAGACUCAAGAAAUGACCUGACACCUGGCAUAUCAGAGUCCAGGAGCGAUCGGCAUCUUUCAUCUUCAUUCACGGAGACGGUGGGGAACGUUCUGGAGGUCGCACCGCUGACCUCAAGUCCUUCAAAGUCUCCAAACACCACAACUGCACCAAACCAAAGACGUACCAACUCAGCCACUGGUUCUGCAGCUGCUGGACAAAGUCGUUUUAGAGGCUCUGAUGGUCAAACAGCCGAUCCACAGCCAGCCACCAGCCCCUCUUCGGUCACACCGUAUGACCACGACAGUGUAGACAGAGCAAAUGCACCACGUCAUGUUGCCCAAAGGCGAGCAGGUGACAAUAUGAUGGAAGACGAACCCAACUCCAGUGGAAAUAGUAGAAAUUCAGUUUUCCACAAUCUAAAUCCAUCAACAGGCACGAGCAGGCAGCAAAGCAGGGGAUCAGGCUACGGCACCAGGUUCUUCCAUCAUGGUCUGCCUGACCUCGUCCCUGAUCCAUACUACAUUCAAGCUACAUCGUACAUCCAGCGUGUGCAGAUGUACGCGCUGCGAUGUGCAGCUGAGGAACACUGCCUGUCCCGCUCCGCUUACAGGCCAGGCGUCCGAGAUCUUGACUAUCGGGUGCUUCUGCGCUUCCCCCAGAGGGUCAAAAAUCAAGGCACUGCGGACUUUCUUCCCGUAAAGCCGCAGCAUCAGUGGGAAUGGCACAGCUGCCAUCAACACUACCACAGCAUGGAGGCCUUCAGCAGCUAUGACCUUCUAGAUGCUUCUACAGGCCGGAGGGUGGCAGAGGGACACAAAGCCAGUUUCUGCCUGGAGGACACCAGCUGUGAUCCAGGUGUUCGCAGGAGAUAUGCCUGCACAGCUCACACACAGGGUUUGGGUCCAGGCUGCUACGACACCUACCACGCCAACAUUGACUGUCAGUGGAUCGACAUCACAGACGUUCCUCCCGGAGACUACAUCCUGAAGGUGACAGUGAACCCGAAUUUCCAAGUUCAGGAGUCUGAUUUCUCCAACAAUGUGGUCCGGUGUGAUGUUAGAUACACUGGGUCAUAUGUGCAAACUCACAACUGCAGGAUUACAGCGUAAGUUCAUUCAGAUGAAUAUUAAUAGGUGCUUAAUCAAAAAGUUAACAACCGGAAUCUAAGAUCCGCUUUUGUGUCACAGAUAUUGAUCCCAAAACUCUCUGCUAUAUGUAGAAAACAACGCAGCAGCUUUAGCUCACUUGAUUUAUUCUCAAUCAGAAUUAUGUCAGAUAUCUUGUAGGGUGUCAGUCCAUGCAUAUACACAGAUUUGGGCACAGUAUUGUAAUCUACUCCAAUGUUAGUGUUUAUUUAUCUAUAUUACACUCACCGGCCACUUUAUUACAACCUUGCUAGUAAAAGGUUGGACCCCCUUUUGCCUUCAGAACUGCCUUAAU